UUUAAUGCUUUUUUUUUGUGCACGUUGGAAAAGUAAAUUUUUUUUUAUAUUGGUUUUAAAAAAAAAAAAAUAAUGUAAUACUUUAACAAUAUCUUUAACGAAAUACAACAUUAGUCAGUUUUUGUGAACACAGUUAAUUUAUUAUUGAAAACUAUUAUUUUGUGUAAAUUUAAAAUUUUAUUUUAAGAAUAUUGUAUAGCAGAAAAUGCAUUGAAUAAGUGUGAAAGCACUGGUUAUUUAGUUCAAAAGAUCACAUGUGUUUGUUGGGUUAUAUAUGUUUUUCAAAGCAUAUGGAGUUUAAAUGGAUUUCAAAGCAUAAUAUAAAUAUUUUGACAUGACCUUUUGUUUACCUUUACUUUAUUUACAUUUUCGUUCCUGUUCAAUUAUUCAUAACAUAAUAAUUAUGCACAUACUUCCACUACUGCAAUUUAUGUAUUUUAUAAGAUUCACUUAAAGUUAAACUUUCACUUAUAUUACAAUGUUUAACAUUACUGUGUCGUGUCCAGGGAAAGUGAUUCUUCACGGAGAGCACUCUGUGGUGUAUAAGAAACCCGCACUAGCUGCAGCUAUCGGAAUUCGUGCCAAAGCCUCUUUAGAAAUCAACGAGACCAAUGAAAUUAAUUUAAAUUAUAGUAACAUUGAUUUGAAUUUUACUUUGCAAUUAUGUGAAUUUCAGAAAUUUUACAGCGAAGUUUCAAAGGGCCAUAAUGUUACCGAAGAGGAAAUUUUAUAUGCAGUAAAAUGCUUUGUGGAAGUUCAUACCAAGGAUAGAAAGUUGGAGUUUCAAAAAGCAAAUUCAAUAGUUGCAACAUUUUUCUUAUUAACUUCUAUUUUAUUAGACAGAAAAUUGGAUGAACUCGAAUUCGGUUUUGAUAUAGAAAUAAAAUCCGACAUAAAAAUUGGAGCUGGUUUGGGAAGUUCUGCAUCUUUUGGUGUUUGCUUAUCUGCCUGUCUUCUAAAAUUUAUCAAAUUUUUAAGUAAAUCAGAAGAUUUGAUAGAUAUUCAUUCAGAAGCUAGUCGAUAUGCGUUUUUAUCGGAGAAAGUUAUGCAUGGUAAACCGUCUGGAGUUGACAACACGGUAUGUGCAUUUGGGAAUAUAAUUAAGUUUUCGCCUGGUGAAGGAACAGAAGUAAUAAAUAUGAAGGAAAAAUUACCCAUAUUACUAAUUGAUACCAAUGUGAGCCGUAGUACGGCGAAAUUGGUACAACAAGUAAGUGAAUUAAAACAAGAUUUGCCAAAUGUUAUUGAUCACAUUUUGUGCGCUAUGGGAGAAAUAGUUAAAGCAGCCGUUCCCAUUUAUGAAAACUAUACAGCCACAGAUUAUGAAAAAUUUAAUUGUAUUGAAAGAUUUGUUACAAUUAACAAUAACCUAUUGCGAGCAAUAGGGGUUUCACAUAAAAGUUUGGAAGAAAUUUUUGAAAUUGCAUCUCAACACGGCUUUAGUUGCAAAUUAACAGGCGCAGGUGGAGGUGGUUUUGCUAUAAUUGUUUUGCCACAUGAUUAUAAAGCAAGCGAAAAUUUUAAAUUACUUUGCCAAACAUUAAAUGAAAAACAGUAUGGUUAUAUAGAAACUGUUGUUGGUGAUAAUGGAAUAAAAUUUGAAAGUAAUAUUUAAAUUAUGUAGUAACUAUAAAUGUAUUGACUAGGAACUGAAGUUUUAGAAAAUAAAUUAAGAGUAUAAAAGAAAUAUAAGUAUAGUCACAUUUAAUAAUUAAUAAAAAAAAGUGUAGUUCAUAAAAGGUAAUAAUAAAUUAUCUACAAGAAUGUGUUUCAUAAAAAGUAAUAAAAUUAUCAAAAACCAUUUAUAAUUUAUUUUCUAGAUUUUUAUUAAAUUUAUUGGAGCAAUUAUUAGGAAUGUACAGGUAGAAUCGCCCUCAAACAAGGUAGAAAAAAGUUUAAGGGCGAUGGAAAUUAAAUGAGUUUUGCCAAUUUUA
Condylostylus longicornis is the source of this 1934-nucleotide messenger RNA. RefSeq lists its product as uncharacterized. The transcript has a single exon. Gene Ontology annotation, biological process: cholesterol biosynthetic process; isoprenoid biosynthetic process. The record is from RefSeq and is a predicted model, not a curated record. Lineage: Eukaryota; Metazoa; Arthropoda; Insecta; Diptera; Dolichopodidae. Gene Ontology annotation, molecular function: ATP binding; mevalonate kinase activity. Gene Ontology annotation, cellular component: cytoplasm. Bases 479 to 1615 code for a protein of 378 amino acids.